Insectozyma verbasci is the source of this 3678-nucleotide messenger RNA. NCBI's taxonomy places the organism in Eukaryota, Fungi, Ascomycota, Pichiomycetes, Serinales, Debaryomycetaceae. The record is from the annotation of a GenBank genome assembly.
AUGCUGAAUUUAGGUAUAUCAGCUGAAGAGAUACUAGAACUAUUCAAUGACUCAAAUACAAAUGAUAAUAUUAAAUUAGAUUAUAUCAAUAAAUUAAAAACUCAUAUCAAAAAAGAUUCAAUUGACACUAAACAAGUGGAUAUAUUCUUAGAGAUAAUUAUCAAAGGUUUAGAUAUUCAUAAUUUAAAUAUCCUGUCAAUAAGUUUUAACUCAUUAUCUUAUUUAAUCAAACGUAUAAGUGUACAAGAUAAAUCUGGUAAAAUAUUAAGAAAUCAAAGUUUGCUAAUAUUACCAAUUUUAAUAAAUAAAUUAUACAUAAACUCAUCCAAAAAAGCAUUGGAAGAUUAUUGGUUAAGUGCCCCACAUGAAGUUGAAGAUGCAUUACUGGAAAUUUCCUUUAAUAAUAAUAAUGUUAAUAUCACCAUAGAAUCAGUUAAAUGGUUAAAUCAGGUGUUUACUAAAAUAAGUAAGAAAUUUAAUGUGUCAAUAUUUAUUCCACAUAUUUUACGGUCAACCAACUUUCAUUCUGGUAAUAAGGAUUUAGUUCAAGUUGUAAAAGUAUUAUUCAAAAAUUAUUAUACAAGUUUUCCCGAGGCCAUAUCAAAUUUACAGACUGAAAUGGAUUUGAAUGAUGUACUAGUAGAUAUUCAAAAAGAUUUAUUAGCUACUAUAAGACCAGCAAAAAACUUACCUAAGAAAAAGCCCGGGGUGAUAAAAUUAGAAGAAAAUGGAGUUUAUGAUGAUUAUAAUACUGAUUUACAAGAUUUAUUAACUAAAGUUCAUUGUACUUUAUCUACUGAGCUUAAACCUUUGGAUGUUCGAGGAGUAGAUGAUUUAUAUAAUAUGUUUGACUCAUUUUCACCAUGUUUUGAAAGUAAAGAAACUGAAAUUAAUUGGAAAAUAAGAGAGAAAAAUAUCGUCAAGAUACGAAAUAUAAUACGAGGUAAUGCAAUGGAUUCAUAUAGAUCAGAUUUAAUAAGUUGUUUGAAGAAUUUAGCUCACGGUUUAUCAAAAGGUGCUCAAUCAUUACGUACUACUUUAUGUGGUCAUAGUUGUCAACUAUUAAAAGAAUGUGCCAUGAUUUUAAAACAUGAAUUUGAACCCGUUGCUGAAAUUUUAUUUCCAAAUUUAAUAAGAUUAUGUUCAUCAACCAAAAAUAUAACUUCGACAAAUGCAAAUAUGACAGUUUGUGCAUUAUAUGCAAAUUUACCAUAUAAUCAAAAAUUAAUACAAAAAAUAUUAUCAGCAUUGGAAGAGAAAAAUCCACAACCUAGAUCAUAUACUGGUAUUUGGUUACAAAUUAUAAUAUUAAGAUAUGGUAUAGAUUCCAGUUUUCUAGGUUCUCAUGAAUCAUUUGUUGUCGAAUCAAGUAAUAAAGUAUUAAGCAAAUUAUUAAAAGAUGCAAAUCCCAAAGCAAGACAAAUUGCCAAAGAUUGUUAUUUCUGUUAUUCAAAAAUAUUCCCAACAGAAGUUGAUAAAUUGAUGAAAAGAUUAGAUUCAAAUACCAUUAAAGCGUUAGAAAGAUCUCAAAAAACAUCAGCACAAACUACAAGACCAUCAUCUCAACAUAAGUCAUCACGUACAUCAAUCAAAGAAGCAAUAUUGGAAAAGAAUAAAGAGCUUAGAGAAAAACAACAUAGACCUCCAUCAAGAUCAACUACUGACAGAUCACAUUCAAUACCACUCCCAAAAGUAUCAAGACCGUUAAAUCCCAAACCAAUAACUAGACAUGAAAGAUUUAGUAAACCUACGACUAGAGCAUCAAGUUGGACAUCACAACUAUCAUCACCAAUUAAACCACCUAUAGCAAAAAGAGUAAGUAGUUCAAUUGAUUUGAAACAAUCACCAUUUCUUGAAUCAAAACCAACAUCAUCAAAAUCAUCACCAAAUAAACGAGUUUCAAAUUCAUCAUUUGAUUCUCAUCGUGAUCCAAUAAUUGAAUUUCUUUCUUCAAAUGAUCAAUCAAUUAUAUCUGAAGGCGUAGGAUUAUUAAAAUAUUCAAUAAUUGGGAAAGUAACAUUACCUGAAGAAACAAAAGAGGUAUUACAAAAAUUAUCAAAUCUACAUCCACAAUUACUAAAACCUAUAUUCGCUUCAGGUGAUUCUGUAUUCAAAAAAUCAUCAGCAUUAUUUGAUCCAAAUGAUUUUAUACGAAUUUGUUCGUUCAUUUUUCCAAAUCCAGAUGAGAAAACACUUGAAUUAAUAACUUCAUGUAUUGAAAUACCUCAAUUUUAUCAAUCUUCAAUUUAUUUAUUAACUUGCAUUAUUGAUGCUCCGAGAAUUUUAGGAUCUCAAGAAUUUAUGACUCAAAUGACAAAUCAUAAAUUUGAAAUGACAUCGUUUAUAUUAACAGCAUUACUGAUUUCAUUGAAUAAAUUAUCUAUUGAAGUUGUUCAAUUUGCUGCAUUAUUGAAUGAAUUAAUUAGAUCAAUAAAGAUACUUAAAGCUUCAAGUUGUUAUGGUUUAUUAUCACAAUUAUUUUGUCAGUUAUAUUCAAUCGAUAGUGAAAAUUUCAUGGACAUUUCACAAGCUACUGAAGAAACUUUAAAAGAGGAAAUUGAAAGUAUAGUUGGAAUAGAUACUACAAUGCAAAUAAAAAGACCAUUGAGUAAAUCGUUAUUUGAUUUAACAGAAGUUAUACCAAGUAGGGGACAAUUAAAAUCAAGUCCAAAGAAAAUAAGUCCUAAAAAAUUUGAUGAUUUUACAAUGAUCAUGCCUAGGAAAGAUACAUUUAUGAAUAAUGAAGUAAGUCAACGUCCAUUAAAAUUAGUUAAAGCUGCACCAAUAAUUGAACAACCAAAAAGUGAGGAUUUACAUUUUAUUGAAAAACUGGAUCCAUUAAGAUUAAUUUCAAAUAAAGUACAAAAGAUAUCAAUUUAUGAAGAUGAAAAACAGGAAUCAAAACCUAAGAAAGAUAAGAAUUGGGCAAAUUUCCAUUUUGCGAAAGUAUUGGAUAAUCAAUCUGAAUUGAAUUUAAAUUUCAAUAUUAAUGUAUUUGAAAUGGAAUGUAAGAAAUUAAUAACUAAACCAAAAGAUGAUUUAAUAAUAAGGAAUUUAAUACUAUCUAUUGAAUCAUUAUCAUCUGCACCAUUUGAAUUUAGAGAAUAUUUCUUAUCAAAGGGUAAAUUAUUACUUGAAGAUUCUUUAUGGGAAUAUUUUACAAGAUUGAAUUCAUUAAAUUAUCAACAAGUAGCAAAUGGAUUAUAUUUAUUAACUCAAUUACUUAAAUUUAAUUCUGAAGCUAUAAAUGUAACUAAAGUUUGGAUGUUACUUAAAGAAACAUGUAUAAAUGAAAGAUUAGAUUCCGAAAUUUAUUUCAUAUGGCAUGAGAUACUAUUAGGAUUUAAAGUAAAUUUUGAAUUACAAGAAAUAAUGUUAAAUUAUCUUGAACAAUCACAUUUAAAUACUACUAUACUGAAUCUAACCAUGGAAUACGUCUCCAAAUGUUUAUAUCAAGAGAAUAAAUUAGAUACUAAGAAGAUUUAUCGGAUAGAUGAAAUACUUUCCAGAUUAUUCAAUAAUAAAGAAGUAGCAAUAAGGAAAACCGCAACCAUUUGUUAUAGUAACCUAGUUAAAAACACAACAUUAUCAACAGAAUCAAAAGAGGUUUUAAAUAAAGUAAAAUCAAAAUAUCCAUUAGCGCAACAACGAUUGAUUGAAUUUUAUAGCCAUAGAUAA